Molecule: messenger RNA, 1499 nt
Organism: Fimicolochytrium jonesii
Lineage: Eukaryota; Fungi; Chytridiomycota; Chytridiomycetes; Spizellomycetales; Powellomycetaceae
Exons: 2
Coding region: 188-1384 (398 amino acids)
Biological process (GO): histone catabolic process
Cellular component (GO): Lid2 complex
Molecular function (GO): ubiquitin-protein transferase activity
Source: RefSeq, a predicted model, not a curated record
AUUUUGAUAGCUGGACCCCUGGGCCAAAUGGGUAAAGGCAAAACCAGGCGGUGUGGAUCUUAACAGUACACAUUAUGAAAAACCGACGAUUUCGGACCCUCGUCCUGCUACGGAAACGUUCUUAGCAAAAUUUCAGGCGGACCAGGGGAAAGCCAUCAUUAGCAAGGAAAGAAUAACGCUACAAUCAAUGGCUGAACAACAUCAUCGUCGGGAGGAAAUCCGAAGACUCCAAAAACUUAUCGACGCUGGAGACAAGGCGGAGUCAACCAUCAAGAAGGAAAACGACUCCGUUGUGUCUGCCACACGGAGAGUAAAACAAUUGUUGAUAGGAGUUUACGAUUAUCUCACCGACACUCAGGACCCCUACCGAACGAAAGCCGCCAUCCAUGGCGCCCCGGCCAUCGGAAGAAUCCCACCCGAUAACAUCGAUCUUUCAGAGAGCAUCCAGAACGCCAGUUCUCACAUGCCGACCAUUUUCGAACGCCCGCCAUCGCCCCAGCUUGCGCCUCGCACGGCGUGUGAUGUUCUACCGGACGCGAAUGAUAUGGGCAUUCCGACUUCUCCGCCCCCUUCUACCGAUUAUAUUCACGAGGAGACAGCUGUUCCGGAACAGCUCCCAAAUACGCAAUCCAAGUUCACGCCGCUGGACAAAAAAGGCUUCACCCAGGCCAACGCACAACUAAAUCUCACCAGCAAUGGGGUUAGCGAUACUGCCGCGGAUACUGAAAAAGACCUUAACCCCUCGACUCCCCCGGUCAGCAGCGGCGUGCUCAAUGGUGCCGAUGCAGCUUCUUUCAAGAAAGACCCUACAUUGCAGGUGUCCGCUCCGCUAAUCAGCAACAAAGAUUGUAAUGGGGCAGAAUCUGCCAUCCCAGCAAUUGCGCCGGAAAGAACCUCUCAAUCGAAAGGCAUGGGCACGUUCGAGUCCUUUCUCAGCCGAGCGACGUCCAGCGGGCGUCCAACCAUCCGGCCUUUACCGGAGUACCGAGAAGCUUUUCUUGCAGCCUAUGAACACGCUUUACAACAACCGCAAGAAGACCAGUCGCUUAAAAUCGACACCUCAAUCGCCCGCAAGCGGAAAAGAGACACUGCCAACCAUGGCAGCGUUGGGGUCUGCAAUAUUUGCGGAGUCUUCGAAGCGGCAAACGUCCAACGGAAAACGCCUAUUGCCCGACAACUCGUCAAUUGCUCAAAUUGCGAGAAAUCAUUCCACAUGGGGUGCCUCGAUCCCCCCAUGAAGAAGAGACCGCCACGAGGAUACGCCUGGAGGUGCUUGGAUUGUGAUACCACGCCUGAGAGCGAGUCGUUCCCCGACUCGCCCGACUCCGAAGUCACAGCCCCACUUCCGAAAAGGCGACGAACCGCCCCAGAACGUUAUGAAUGAAAUUCUAGAAACAGAGCGAUUACGCGCUUGCCCCUCGAGUGUCCAAAAAUAGCUUAGCCGAGACCCUCCUGCCCUGGGGAGAAACAUAACACACCUCAAACUUGGCGCUUAAUAA